This is a messenger RNA of Cylindrotheca closterium, 1176 nucleotides long. The record is from the annotation of a GenBank genome assembly. NCBI's taxonomy places the organism in Eukaryota, Bacillariophyta, Bacillariophyceae, Bacillariales, Bacillariaceae.
AUGUCCAACCGAAAGAUCUCUGUUUGCUGCCGACACCAUCCAGAUUCCAUCUCAUGGGACAAAGAUGAAAGCGGCGCGGAAGAGCCAGUCUUGGGUUCGGUGGAUCUAGAGAAUGACAACCUCGAUCUAUACAACCACCCAAGAUACAGAAGGGCCAUGAUUCUGAAAGAGUUGGCGACUCGAAGGAGUGACGAGGGCAUGGUAACUUUUGAAACUCCUUCUCAAGCUGCUUCAAAUCUCGACAUUUAUCGCAAGAUCCACUCGGAUAGAUUGAUUGACUUCUUUGCUUCUGCAUGGAAACUAUGGGAUGGAAUAGGACCAGAUGGCCAAGAUUCCAUGUGCAAUGGCGGCGGAGGCAAAGAGGCUUCUUCUCCUGCUUUGAUCCCUGGUAAUAUCCCAUUGCCAAGAGAAAGAUUUCAGCGUCCUUCCAAAAAUGUCAUGGGACAAAUUGGAUUCUUCUGUACCGACACCUGCACCCCUGUAUUUGGUGCCAUGUUGGAAGAAAUCUUGUGGGAUGGAGCCGUCAUAGAACAAGCAGUGGCAACUCUGCAAAAGAGUCCAUCUGUGGUAGCAUAUGCCUUGGGAACACAUCCAGGUCAUCACUCUGCAGAAGAUUCCUUUGGAGGAUACUGCUAUGUCAAUCAUUCAGCAUUAGCUGCGAAACUGUUGCAGGAACGAAAUGGAUACUCCAAAGUAGCCGUACUGGAUGUCGACUAUCACUGUGGGAACGGCACAGCCUCCAUUUUCUAUCAAGAUCCCUCAGUACUAGUUGUAUCCAUUCACUGUCAUCCAGAUUGGGACUAUCCGUUUCAUAGUGGUUUCUCAGAAGAGACCGGUGAUGCAGAAGGUGAAGGAGCAACACUUCAUCUACCGCUCAUGCCAGGGACAAAUUGGGAAACGUACGGCGAUGCUUUACAAAGUGCUCUGACAAAGAUUCAAGACUUUGGUGCCGAAGCUCUUGUGGUAUCGUUGGGCCUGGACACCUAUCUCGGAGAUCCUUGUGCAGUUCGUCGGGCAGGAUUCAGGCUGGAAGGUGAUGACUACACUAGCAUUGGUAUGGCAAUUGGAUCUUCAAAUUUGCCAACCAUGGUGGUUCAAGAAGGUGGAUACAAAAUGGAUUCGGUGCCCCAAGCUGCAACAGAUUUCCUCUUUGGGAUCUGUGCUCCUGUCGAGUAA